AUGUCUAAGGCUGGUGACAUGUACGAUGACUCUGACUGUGUUUGUUCCUAUGGAAUGAAGCUAACCUGGGACAUCAAUGACCCCAAACUGCCGCAGGAUCUGAAGCAGUUUGACACCUUCCAGGAGUGGACAGACGGCUAUGUUCGAUUUGUAUAUGGUGGAGAAGACAAAAAUGCUCAGCGUCACCUCAGUGGAUGGGCCAUGAGGAACACCAACAACCACAACUGUCAGAUCUUGAAGAAGUCUUGCCUGGGUGUGGUGGUGUGUAGCCGAAAUUGUACACUGUCUGAUGGUGGUAAAUUGCAGCUCAGACCAGCAAUCUGCGAUAAAGCACGGCAAAAACAGCAAAAAAAGCUGUGCAGUAACUGUAACUCUGCUCUGGAGCUGAUUCCGUGUCGAGGUCACAGUGGUUAUCCUGUCACUAAUUUUUGGCGUCUAGAUGGGAAAGCCAUCUUCUUCCAGGCAAAGGGAGUUCAUGAUCAUCCAAGACCUGAAAGUAAAUCUGAGACAGAAGCUCGGAGAAGUGCUGUCAAAAGACAGAUGUCAUCGUCUCACCUGUCUCAGAAAAAGAAGCUUCUGGAAUCUGAGGUGGGAAGAUACAAUGAUAGCGGUGGGCAUUUUCCUCAUCCUAUAUCUUGCCUAGAAGGACCAGAACGCUUCAGUCUUGUUGCAGAUGGAAGUUUUCCACUCCCAUCUCAACACUACUCUUCAUUUCAGAAUGCAGACUCUUUCAAAUCGAACUAUGAUCCGGUAGUAUACCAGGGCGACUCUGUCACACCUUUUUCAAAAUGUCCUAAUAGAAUUUUUGUGCCCAGAACACAAUGUAGUUAUGAUUUGCAUGUCCCUGGCUACAUGAACUCCAAUUUAUAUCCACCACUUUACAAGGACUCAGUAGGAAGUCUGCCAGAAAGUGAUAGAGUUCAGUUAACUGGGCCUCAACCAAACCUUGGCAUGCUGAACUCCCAUGAAAGGAGUUAUGAUGGUGGUGCUAAACAUCACGGCUGGAAGCAGAUACUUGCGAAAACAGGAUAUGUGGACAGAAAUGACUAUGGCCAAAUUCAGACAAAUAGUGGUCAUGCUUAUUAUAAUGCAGAGUACCCAUGCCGAUAUGCCAGAUCUCCUUCACCAGCUUUACAGACUGUUAUUACAACAACCACCAAAGUUUCAUACCAAGCCUACAAACCUCCUGUGGUAAAGUACAAUGACAACCGAUGUGACGUGAAAGCUCUGCAAAACUAUCCACAUGUGCAAGAUAGCCUAUCAGACGCUGUUUUUCCUGAUGUAAAAGCAACAGAUGAUUUCACUGUCAUCAAAACGGCAUUGGGCUACCAGGAUCAAAUUCCCUCAAAGUCUGAGCGAGGAGACAACCUAGACUUUUAUCGAUAUGGUCCAUGUAUGAGUAACAGCUUUUCCGGACAGUCUAAUAGAUAUGAAAAUGACUAUUAA
Molecule: messenger RNA, 1446 nt
Organism: Pseudophryne corroboree (corroboree frog)
Lineage: Eukaryota; Metazoa; Chordata; Amphibia; Anura; Myobatrachidae
Gene: GCM2
Product: glial cells missing transcription factor 2
Exons: 5
Coding region: 1-1446 (481 amino acids)
Biological process (GO): regulation of transcription by RNA polymerase II; gliogenesis
Cellular component (GO): nucleus
Molecular function (GO): RNA polymerase II cis-regulatory region sequence-specific DNA binding; DNA-binding transcription activator activity, RNA polymerase II-specific
Source: RefSeq, a predicted model, not a curated record